AACGUGCAGAGGAACCAAACAGGAGCAGGCAUGAGUGCAGACGAGCUUUUCUCUUGUCACAGCCAGCCCACCACCGUGGACUACAGUGGGAAGGUCCCCGUGGAGCACCUGGACUAUGAUUACAUUGAAAAAUGCAAAGAUGUGAAAUACCUGGAGAAGAUCUUGAGGGUGCUGAGGUCUGGCGAUGAGGGCAUUUAUCCUCAUCUGAUACAGUUCUGUGAGAGUCACUUGGAGAAACUGGACCCAAAGAGCAGAGCUCUCAGGCAAGAAAACCCUGCAGCCACAGCAGCCAGUCUCCCAAAAGAAGAGUGGACCCAAAUUGUUGAUGAGUUGACGACAUGGCAAGAAGAAGCCAAAAAGACUGAUAAUUCACUAAAAAAGGGGACAAUAUAUGAUGCUGUAGUAAAAGAAACUAUUCCACCUGUAAGAGGUUCCAAUUGCUUUGUUCCUGUUAGUCAGAAUUCAGUUCCAAAUGGAAGAAGGAAUCUGUCAAAAUGUGCUCUUCCACGUGAUUAUCGGGAAUGGGACAAGUUCGAUGUGGAGAAAGAAUGUGCAAAAAUAGAUGAGAAUGUGGUUAACACUGAUCCACCAGCCAUUUUAAACAUAGGAUAUCCCAAAAUCAAGACUAAAGUGGAUGUCUCAUUGCUGCCACAACAAGAGAAGCUCCUUCUGGCAAAUCGUGAAAAGGACAAAGGCAAUGAGGCUUUCAGAGCAAAAGACUAUGGGGAGGCGGUUGCAUACUAUUCCAGGAGCCUUUCCAUUAUACCAACUGUGGCUGCAUACAACAACAGAGCCCAGGCACAGAUCAAUCUCAAGAACUGGCACAAUGCCAUGAAAGACUGCCAGAGGGCACUCGAGCUAGAAGCAGGCAACAUGAAAGCUCUGCUACGUCGUGCCACUGUUUAUAAUCAUAUGGGAAACUUCCAACUGGCUGCUGAUGACCUGAGGAUGGUGCUGAGAGACAAACCACACAACGCUACAGCCACACAACUUCUGUCUGAAGUUGAGAAGAAGCUGAGUGAAAGUCGACCAGAGCAGCAAUGCAAGGGCAAAAAAAUCCUCAUCCAAGAGGUAGAAGAGGAAGAUGACAACAGCAACAAUGAGACCACAGCACAACAGACCACUUGUCCGGUUCAACCCAGCCAGCCUGUGGGAGGGGAGGAGAGCUCAGCUACUCCUGCUGAAAGGGGAGACAUGGGUAACGCUCAAAAAAAGCCCCACGGCAGAGGGGAUGGGGGUCCACACAGCGAGUCCAACAACUCCCACCACGGACACUGGAGGGGCAAAGGAGGCAGCUCAGACAAGUACAAAGUCACACAGGAGUCCAAGGAAAAGGUAGCCAAUGGAUCGAGCAAGAGGGGCUCGACAGCUUCAGUCCAGGGAGAUCAGAGCGGCAGUGGUAAGGGAACUCCUGUUGGAGGAAAUGCAGCAGAAACUGUCAACCUUGAUGCCCCAUGUGGAGCCCUGCCCCCACCUCUGUCCCGGCUAAAGAAUGAAGGAAACCUGCUGUUUAAAAAUGGACAGUUUGCCGAUGCAUUGGAGAAAUACUCGCAAGCCAUUCAGGGCUAUACAGAUACAGGACUUGAUAGUCCAGAGGAUCUAUGUAUUCUGUAUUCUAACAGAGCAGCUUGCUACCUGAAAGACGGCAACAGUCAAGACUGCAUACAGGACUGCACAAGAGCCCUGGAACUGCAGCCAUUCUCCCUCAAGCCCCUCCUGCGCCGGGCCAUGGCUUAUGAGUCCCUGGAGCGCUACCAAAAGGCCUACGUGGAUUACAAGACCGUCCUGCAGAUAGACAUCAGCGUGCAGGCAGCUCACGACAGCGUCAACAGGAUCACCCGGCUGCUGAUUGAGCAGGACGGUACAGAAUGGAGAGAGAAACUUCCAGAUAUUCCCCUGGUGCCUCUGUCAGCUCAGCAGCACCGCAGAGAGGAGCCCCCCAGCACAGAGGUCCUCCAGGCUCGAGCAGAGAAGGCCGCCAGAGAUGCAGAGAGGAAAGCACAAAUCCAUUUUUCGGCUUUGAAGCAAGACGGGAAUGAUUUUGUGAAGAAGGGCCUAUACCAGGACGCGCUGGGAAAGUACACAGAAUGCCUUAAGCUAAAGCCAGAGGAGUGUGCUAUUUACACCAACAGAGCGCUGUGCUACUUGAAGCUGGAGAGGUUCACUGAGGCUAAGCAGGACUGUGAUGCAGCACUGAAGCUGGAGCCAACCAAUAAGAAGGCCUUCUACAGACGAGCCCUGGCCAAUAAAGGCCUCAAGGACUACCUAGCGUGUAGCUCUGACCUACAAGAGGUGCUGCAGCAAGAUCCCAACGUGCAGGAAGCUGAGAAGGAGCUGGAGGAGGUGACGGUGCUGCUCAGACAGAGUCUGGCCAACGCUUCACCAGCCAAACCCAGGAAGACUGUCCCCAUCACGGAGGUUGAGGAUGACGAAGCCAUAACAGCUGUUCCCAACUCAGAGAGUAGCUACAGAGGAGAGAACAUCAGCAUCAACCUCCAGCCGACCAAUGCCUAUGACUUCGGCCAGUCGCUGAACGCAGCUCGCUGCAGCAGGAACACAGCGGCCUGCGCUGAACUUCUGGCCUCCACAGCGCCAGAGAUGCUUCCCCAGUACCUAAGCAGCCAGCUGGAUGGACACACUAUAAGCUUCAUUAUGGAGGCGCUGGACUCACACCUACUGGAGAAAGACCCCACCUUGGUCUACCAACACCUCAACCAUCUACACACUGCCGACAGGUUCUCGGUUGUACUGAUGCUGCUGGAGAAGGACGAGCGUCACCACAUGACUCAGCUGUUUGAGCAUCUCUCAGUAGUGGAGAGCACAGAAUUCACUAAAAACGAUGUUCAGAAUCUGGCCAACAAAUACAUCUGACGCUCCUGCCCCUACGCCCUGCUGCAUGAGCUGCUGCACCACUACUCUUGGAUCUAUGCAAAACACUGCACAAGAACUGAGUACACAAAGACAGGAAGCUGCAGAAUGUGCCCCAGAGCAAUACAGUGGAACUGAGUCAGAUCCACUCUGCUGAUCUGUGCUGUAAAUGGUUGGAUCCCUGUAUGUUUGUGUGACAGUAUAAGAAAUCUAUUUUUCUCUCCAGAUUAUUUUGCUAUGCAGUUUUACUUUUGUACCACCACUAACCAUUUGCUUUGUAUAACAGACAGUGGGGGCACAGUGGACCUAUCACUUUGGUGUAUUGAUAAAUAGGGUCUAAUGUGUAUAAUGUUAUAUAAGAGCACAGGCAGGGUUCCCCCUACAGGCAGGUGCGUUUGGUCAGGACAGGCCUGUGUCCCCAGAACUGUGCUCUGUUGAUCUUGUCCCUGAACUCAAUCAGUUUUUGAAUCAUUUGAUUAAAAAAAGCAGUUAGCAGCAGCUAAGAUCAGAAUUGCUACUAAGCGCAUGCUAAAUAACAGGUAGCAAAGGAGCAAAAUAGCCUAUUUGCUGCUGAGUUAAAUGAGAUAUUCCAUGCUGGAGGACAAGCCCACAAGACAAAGGAAUGGUUUUAUUGUGACCAUAUGUACUGUAUUAUCUUUGUCGAAGAAAUAAGCCUGCAUGAUGUCUUAUUGCUGUUCUGUGCAGUAUGAUAACAGCGUUAACAGUCUGUUGAACUGGUAUCGACUGAAAAUAUUAUAAGGAAAAAAAUACAAGACUUUACAUGCUCUCUGUUGAUCAUUCAUCUAUGCAAUUAGCAGAUCUGUUUUAACAUAAAUCCAUUCUUAAAGGCAGGCGCUCAUGUCUUUUCUACCUGAAAUGGCAUAAAGUCAUUCACCUUAUCUGUUUACUACAUUAACCUGCCAGCCAAUGCACAUCUGCACAGUUCAUGUAUGCAGAUGUGAACACACUGGAGCGAAGCAGCAUCUUUAUGAGAUGUGUGCCUUGGAUUUCAGCCUGGGGAUUGACUUACGUUUUUGUGAGUGCAUACAUACUCCUAAAGAGAAAGUGUGUUGAUGUCAUUCUGUAGCUUUAAUCAAACUGUUUGAUGGCUUGGAUUUAUGAAUUGUAAAUCAUACAUAUAUUCACUUAGCUACAUGCACAGAAAUGUUUGAAAUAUGUCAUUUAUUUGCUAAAUUAAAGUUAUUCUAUACAUGUUAAGUAAUUUAACACUGAAUACUCCAAUAAUCCACCAUUGAAGAUUGCCUGAAUCCAAACCAUUCUUUGUUUUUACAUGUUUUAUCAGUUCUACAUGAAUGUACCCAGUCAGGGAUACAAACUAGGGGACAAGAGGCAAUAAUUCUAUAUAUUCCACAGUUCCUCUUUACUGUGGUUUUAACUGUAUGUUUCAGUAGUUUUAAAAAUGUGCAUCAUAUUCUCAGAGGGCUAUUCAAUAAACUGGAAAAAUAUG
Amphiprion ocellaris (clown anemonefish) is the source of this 4336-nucleotide messenger RNA. RefSeq names its product sperm associated antigen 1b (gene spag1b). Gene Ontology annotation, molecular function: heat shock protein binding. Gene Ontology annotation, cellular component: cytosol; mitochondrion. Lineage: Eukaryota; Metazoa; Chordata; Actinopteri; Pomacentridae. The record is from RefSeq and is a predicted model, not a curated record. The transcript is spliced from 19 exons. Bases 31 to 2871 code for a protein of 946 amino acids.